AUGAGUAGUGCACUUUGGACAAAGCUAUCAUAUUCCUCCUAUGCUGUAGCCACUCUACUUGGCAUUUAUGGAAGACAGAGAUCUGACUUUUCUAAUGAUUUCACCUACAAUAAAUAUCAUUUUGGAGUUUUUGUCAACAUUCUAAGUGGGGCUGGAUUUUAUCUUUCUGCGAAAGUACCCUAACCAUGGCAAUCCUCAGCUUUAUUUUUACUGGCCAUUGGAUUAACCAGUCUCCCUGGAUACUAUGAGGGAUUUAAGGAUAUGAAAAACAACCCCUAUGAGGGAGACACUAGUCUAAUUAGAAAAUUAGGAUUUUAUUCUAUGCUUCUCGGCUACGGAUUGAUCGUGUACAAACAUAAAUAUAUGAAUGUGAUGAUGUGA
Stylonychia lemnae is the source of this 381-nucleotide messenger RNA. The record is from the annotation of a GenBank genome assembly. NCBI's taxonomy places the organism in Eukaryota, Ciliophora, Spirotrichea, Sporadotrichida, Oxytrichidae.